Molecule: messenger RNA, 3863 nt
Organism: Brassica oleracea var. oleracea
Lineage: Eukaryota; Viridiplantae; Streptophyta; Magnoliopsida; Brassicales; Brassicaceae
Product: serine/threonine-protein kinase STE20-like
Exons: 9
Coding region: 329-3643 (1104 amino acids)
Biological process (GO): signal transduction; protein phosphorylation
Cellular component (GO): cytoplasm
Molecular function (GO): protein binding; ATP binding; protein kinase activity
Source: RefSeq, a predicted model, not a curated record
AAUUUUAAAAACAUAUCUUUUCCUCUAAUCUCCAUCCUUUGAGUAAGAAACGAGGAAAGCUAAGUGAGAGACACACAAAAGAAGAAGAAAGACGUUAGGGUUCUUGAUGUAUUUAUCCUGAGAUUCCAUCAAAGAAAGAGAAGAUGUUUUGGACUGUAGCUAGCUCCCACAAUCUUUAUUAAGUUUGCUCACCGCUCAGCUUAUCAGUUCAAGGUUCUGCAGUCUCUGAAGCAAAUUGGCGUCUCAGUGUUUUCAUUAUAGUCAAGUAUGCAAGAUUCUUCUUGCAAAUAGAAUAAUUUGAAGGACUCUUGUUGUUGUUGUUGUUGUGAUGGAUAGAAACAGACAACAGCAUCCUUUCCAGCAACACCAUAUGGAACCUGGCUAUGUGAAUGACUCUGCCCCUCAACCUCUAGCAUUUACUCCUGAUCAAACAGGCGGCAUGACUGCAAAUGCUCGGCCUCCCAAUACUUCAGAAGUUAAGCCAGGCCUUCAUUACUCAAUACAAACAGGAGAGGAGUUCUCUCUCGAGUUUCUGCGUGAUCGAGUGAUUUCUCAGAGGUCUACAAACCCCAAUGCAGCUAAUGACAUGGUGGGAAACGGGAUGAGAGAAUAUGACAGAACAAACUACCCGCUUCACGAGUUUGGUAAUCAACUUGGGCAUAUCCAGUCAGCACCAGAAGCUUCACUAUGUCAAGAUACAAGUUUAGGCAACUUUCAUGGAUAUGCAUCUUCUUCUUCAGCCUCAGGUAGUGUAACAGCCAAAGUUAAAGUCCUUUGCAGCUUCGGUGGGAAGAUACUCCCACGUCCAGGCGAUUCAAAGCUCAGAUACGUUGGAGGCGAAACGCACAUUAUCUCCAUAAGAAGAGACAUAUCUUGGCAGGAGCUCAGGCAAAAAGUUCUUGAAAUCUACUACCGGACUCAUGUUGUCAAGUACCAGCUUCCUGGUGAAGAUCUUGACGCCUUGGUGUCUGUAACGUGUGAUGAAGAUCUCCAGAACAUGAUGGAGGAGUAUAACGAGAUGGAGAACCGUGGGGGCUCGCAGAAGCUUAGAAUGUUUCUCUUCUCCGUUGCUGAUUUGGAUGGUUCUCUUUUGGGGGUUAAGCAGGAUGAUGUUGACACUGAGUUUCAGUAUGUUGUGGCUGUUAAUGAUAUGGACAUUGGUUCAAGAAGCAACUCUACUCUUAAUGGAUCUGCAAACAAUUUAGCUGAGAUGGAUGUUAGGAACACCAACGGUGUUGCCCCUCCGCAGUUACCGUCCUCUAUACAGUAUUCUGACUCUGCGCCACAAAGCUCAUUGCUUCAGUAUCCUCCUCAAUCCAUCCCACACAGUGCUGCGUUUCAGUUUCAGCAAGCUGUUCCUCCUAGUUCUACACUUCAGUAUGCUCAGUCCAUUCCGCCGAGUCCCUCUCUUCAGUAUCCUCAGUCUAUUCCUCUUCAGUAUCCACCAUCAGUUUCCCCUAGCUCAUAUGGAAUGUACCCACAAUACUAUGAAGAAAGGCAGCAGUUUCCUAUGCAUCAUGAACACAGUUCUUCUAAUUACUCCAUCUCCAUGCCUUUCCAAGGGCAGCAGCCAUACCCUUACCCUAGUGUCAUACAGCAAAACGCAGCAGUGCAGGGAAGAGAGCUAAACAUAAAACCUGAGAUGAGAGUUCGUGAGAAUGUAGAGCCUGAGUUUCGUCAGAGUCCUCCUCAAGCUGAUAAUGUCGAAGUUCAGGAGCCAUCAGUUUCUCCAACUGUGCCUAGCCAGGAUGCUACACAUAUGUUGCCCCCAAGAAGAGACCCACGACAGAACACUCCUGUGAAGCCUGCUGCCACAUACCGUGAUGCGGUUGUUCGUGAGCAGGCUCCUGUAUCAGGUGGUGAGGAUGAUCAGCUUUCGUCGUCAAGUGGUACCUGUGGUCUUGCUCAGACUGACUCUGAGUCAAAUUUAAUCGAUCUUGAUUACUCGGAGCCUUCACCACCCACACGGAGAGUAUACCGUUCUGAGAGGAUACCUCGUGAACAGUUGGAAAUGCUAAACCGCCUGUCAAAGUCUGAUGACUCUAUAGGCUCUCAGUUCUUAAUGUCUCAUUCACAAGCUCAGCAAGGAGAGGGUAAAUCACAUGAAGUUGGGGCAUCGAAUGAGCAUAAGAUUUUAAGCCCUGACGCUGCCAACAAGAAUCAAAUGGUCAAUGGUGGAGGUAUUGAGGCUGAAGCUCCUAACCUUAACCAUAAAGACACAGCCACCACCACCAGUCAAGUUAGCCCUGAAGGUCAAGCUUCCUCAGGUGUUGUUAUUGACAUCAAUGAUAGGUUUCCUCAGGACUUCCUUUCUGAGAUAUUUGCAAAGGCGCUCUCUGAAGACGUGCCACCAGGCGGCGUCAAUGCAUAUCAGCAUGAUGGUGCCGGUGUUAGUUUGAAUGUAGAGAAUCAUGAUCCUAAGAAUUGGUCUUAUUUCCGGAAACUGGCAGAUGAACAGUUCAGUGAAAGAGAUGAUCUCCCACCUGGCUUUCCAUCUGACAUGGAAGAUAGCGGAGGGAUUGCCAAGUUGCAUCACGUCGCUCCAUUGACCAGAGAUGAUCCUCAGGAGAAUUUAGGUCAAGCUUAUGUUGCUGGCGCUAACGAGGAUGCACAGAUGAAGGUCACAGAGAGUGAGGAGUUUGGUGCUAUGGUUGAGAAUCUAAGGACGCCAGAUAGUGGACAUGAGGAUGAAAAGAAAGAAACAAGGAAUGCUGUUCCUCCACUUGGUUCGUCUUUGGCAGAUUACGAUAAAAAUGACUUACAGAUCAUUAUGAAUGAUGAUCUAGAGGAGCUAAAGGAACUUGGUUCUGGGACGUUCGGUACAGUGUAUCAUGGGAAAUGGAGAGGGUCAGAUGUUGCCAUCAAGAGGAUAAAGAAGAGUUGCUUUGCUGGUCGAUCAUCUGAACAAGAGAGAUUAACUGGUGAGUUCUGGGGAGAAGCUGGGAUACUUUCAAAGCUUCAUCAUCCAAAUGUGGUUGCAUUUUACGGUGUUGUAAAAGAUGGACCUGGUGGAACAUUGGCUACUGUAACAGAGUACAUGGUUGAUGGUUCUCUAAGACAUGUUCUACUCAGGAAAGAUAGACACCUGGAUCGUCGUAAGAGACUAAUCAUUGCCAUGGACGCUGCAUUUGGAAUGGAGUAUUUGCACGCCAAGAACAUUGUUCACUUCGAUUUGAAGUGUGACAACUUACUUGUGAACCUCAAAGAUCCUUCUCGCCCAAUCUGCAAGGUUGGUGAUUUUGGCUUGUCGAAAAUAAAAAGAAAUACAUUGGUAUCUGGUGGUGUACGUGGAACCCUUCCAUGGAUGGCACCAGAGCUUCUAAACGGCAGCAGCAGUAAAGUCUCAGAGAAGGUCGAUGUCUUCUCUUUUGGUAUAGUCUUGUGGGAGAUUCUAACUGGAGAGGAACCAUAUGCUAAUAUGCACUAUGGUGCUAUAAUAGGUGGGAUAGUGAACAACACACUGAGGCCGACCAUACCAGGUUACUGUGACUCAGACUGGAGAAUACUUAUGGAGGAAUGCUGGGCGCCUAUUCCAACGGCAAGGCCAUCGUUCACGGAGAUAGCUGGUCGUUUACGUGUGAUGUCAACUGCUGCAACUUCGAACCAAUCCAAACCACCAGCUCACAAUAAGACUUCAAAGUAAAACAGUCUUGCUUCGUUAUAGGUUUUCUUCACUCUUUACUCAUGUUUGGGUCAGGAGGGAGAUAUUUGUUGACCCUUUUCUCCUUUCCCUUUUCUUUUACCAAAACCAAAAAAACAAGUUAAAGUAAUAAAAUUGGUUUGAGGCGUUGUAUUAACAGUUUAAGUAUCAGAUACUUAUGUGGAAAAGAGCUUGUGCCUAAUACAUAAGAAAUGCACUUCAU